UGAUCUUCAUCCCGACUCCUGGACGGGAGGCUGAAGUGAAACCCGGCGACGCUGCGCUCACAUCCCGGGCAGGGCUUUAACUUCAGAGGGGAAACCGAUGCGAGUGUGUCUCCCUUCUUCACUUUUGCAGACCCCCUCCUCCUCCUCUUCCUCCACCACCACCUCCUCCUCCGCUGGCAGAAAUGUAUAAAGAGCAGAAAUCCUCGGAGGGAGGGAGGCGGGUUGAUCUACGCCGAGGCUGAACCCGAGAGGCGAACCCGGGGAAAGAGGACUCAUUUCUACACGGGACUUUCCCCCUCUUAGUACCCCGAAAGGAGGGGGAAAAGUCGCAGGAUUUGGACACGGCGAAGAAUGAGUCGCUAAGGGCGUGAAAAACGUCUGCAAUCGUGGAUACUUUAUAUAUUUUUUAUCGGGAAAAAACAUGGCCGAGAACGUUCUGGACUCCGGCCCGUCCUCCGCCAAGCGGCCCAAGCUCUCCUCCCCGGCGCUGUCCGCCUCCGCCAGCGAUGGGAACGAUCUCGGUUCACUGUUUGAAUUGGAGCACGACCUCCCAGAUGAGCUCAUCAACUCUAAUGAACCAGGUCUGGUCAAUGGUGGGGACCUGAGCCAGUUGCACACCAGCCUGGGAGGAGGACCUGCAGGGUUAGGUCCAGGGGGCAGUGGAGGAGCGGGAGGAAUGGGUCUUGGACUUGGGCCAGGAGGGGUUGGUGGAGGACAGGAUGCUGUGGCCAAGCAUAAACAGCUGUCUGAGCUUUUGCGUUCAGGAGCAACCACCUCAAAUCAACAGGGGCAUCAAGGAGCCAUGGGCAGUCCAGGAGGCCCCACAGCUAUGGGACAACACUUGGCAAACAUGAAGGCAAGCCCUGGUCAAGGGCAGGUGAUGGGUCAGGGGCAGCAACAGCAGCACCUUUCCCCUCAGCAGCAGGCCAACAUGAUGCAGCAGCAAAAUGUUGCUGCUGGAAUGAUGAGUAACAUGAACAGGGGCAUGAUGGGAGCGCAGCAGAAAGCCAAUAAUGGACAGCAGCAACCUGGCAUGAUGGGAAACCAGGUAAUGAAUGGCUCCCCCAGGAUGGGGUUUGGUAAUCAGGGAAUGGCUGGAAACAGCAACCUGUUGGCUGAGACCCUACAACAGCAAGGACCUGGGGGGCAGGCUGGGCUGAGAGGCCAGCAACCUGGAGCAAUGAACAAGAUGGGGAUGAUGGGGAACCAAGGAGCCCCUUUUGGAGGUCCAUAUGGAGGUCAGGGAAAUCAAGGUUUAGGAACUGCGGGGCUGGGCCCUCAACUCCAGAACAAAGGUCCAAUGUCCAACAGCCUGACCCAGUUUAAUAUGGACAAGAAGAACCAACCCAUGCAAGGAAUGGGUGCCAUGACAAGUGUAGGUGGACCCUCGGGUGCAUCGGUAGGAGGAGCUCAAGGGAUGGUGCCCAGCGCUCAGGCAGCUCUGGUAGGACCCGGUACUCAAGCUUCUGCAGCAUCUUCUGCUGGGGGAGCACCACCAACAGCUGACCCUGAGAAGCGCAAGCUCAUCCAGCAGCAACUGGUGCUCCUGCUUCAUGCACAUAAAUGCCAGCGACGGGAGCAGGCCAACGGAGAGGUCCGUCCAUGCAACCUGCCCCACUGUCGCACGAUGAAGAAUGUCCUCAAUCACAUGACCCACUGCCAGGCUGGCAAGUCCUGUCAAGUGGCGCACUGUGCAUCCUCAAGGCAAAUCAUCUCCCACUGGAAGAACUGCACACGACACGACUGCCCUGUCUGUCUUCCACUGAAGAAUGCGGGAGACAAGAGGAACCCGCAGUGUGAGUCUCUACUUGGUGCAGUCAGUGCAGGGCUGGGAAGCUCUCUCGGAGCAGUCCCUGGGGGUCAGCCAAGUGCUCCUAAUCUCAACCCACCGAGCCAGAUUGACCCCAGCUCAAUAGAGAGAGCCUAUGCUGCACUGGGCCUCACCUACCAGGGGAACCAGAUCCAGGUUCAGACGACCCAGCCCAACAUGCCCAAUCAGGGCCAGGCUGGCAUGAGGCCUCUAAAUCCAAUGGGUGUGAAUCCUAUGGGAAUCAAUGGAGGUGUAGGGUCAUCUCCUCAGAGCCAACAAGCAAGUUUGCUGCAAGAUACCAUGAUGCAUCUUAAUGUGAGCAGCCAAAGUCUGAACGAUGCAAGUGGGGUUGGUUCCAUGACUACCGCGGCCCCUCCCUCCGCCUCUGGUAUAAGGAAAAGCUGGCAUGAGGACAUCACGCAGGACUUACGAAACCACUUGGUGCACAAGCUGGUCCAGGCCAUCUUUCCGACUCCAGAUCCUGCUGCUCUCAAGGAUCGUCGGAUGGAGAACUUGGUGGCUUAUGCCCGCAAAGUUGAGGGGGACAUGUAUGAGUCAGCUAACAGCAGAGCCGAGUAUUAUCACUUGCUAGCGGAGAAGAUCUACAAGAUCCAGAAGGAACUGGAGGAGAAGAGGAGGACUCGGCUGCAGAAGCAAGGUCUGGGCCUUGGGCCUGCUGGGCUGGGUCAGCCCCCGACUGGACUGCCUCCAAGUGAGUGGGAAGAUGGUCCACUCCCAGACCCGUCAAUGGUGCGACCACCUGGCCCAAAUCAGAUGGUCAACAGGAUGCAAGGCCCAGGCAUGAAUCAGUUCAAUCAGAUGGCGAUGCAGUCUGUGGGCCAGAGGUCCACACCUCCUCUCCCCAUGGGACCAUCUGGUAACCAGAUGGGAAUGGUUGGACCUCGAGGGGGGCAGCCCAAUGCCAACCAGCUGCAGAACCAGUAUCUGUCCCAGGGACAGUUUCCUGGGUCAGGACCUGGCGUUGGGACAGCUCAGCCAGGGAUGAGCCAGCCUGGAGCACAGGGGGGCAUGCCACAGACACCGAUGGGAACUCCUCCCUCUCUGUCAGUUGCCAGUCCUCUGCAACAGCCAGCUUCAGUCAGUGGUCCCAGCGGGAUCCCCUCAGUGGGGUCCAUGGGUCCCCAGAGCGUGGGAGGUGGAGGUCCCAACUCAUCUGUUGGAGCCGGUCCCCCCUCAGUGACUCUAUCAAACACAAACCAGCAACCUAAUUCAAUCUCCCAUUUGGGAGCCAUGCGUGGCAGCUCUCCCUCCCCUGCACACAGUCGGUCCCCGACGCCGCACCAGACACCUCCUAGACUAGCUGGAUCCCAAACGCCGCAGCCACACACACCUAACGCAACACAGUUGGUUCCCCCUUUGGCCCUACAGCAGAAUCAGCACAGCCAGGGUCCUGGCUCCAACAAGCCUAUACCACAGCAACAUGUAGGUCCUGCUGGUUCCACCACUCCAUCUCACCCUGGACUGGGCUCCGCUUCAACCCCACAUGGUGGACAGUUACCACGCACUCCGUUGUCCCAGAAGGGCUCAUUCCCAGCAGACAGUCAGGCCCUGACUCCCGCCUCUGUCAGCAGUCUGGACACGCUGUCCCAGCAGCCACAGUCAGAAACCUCAGCUACCAAUCCGGACUCCAAGAUGGAAGUCAAGCAUCAGGAUGAGGAGGAAGAGAGCGACUCUGGUGGCUGCUCCAAAGGGGGGAAGCUCAGUAACCACAAAAUGGAGGAAAAACCUAUAAAGUCAGAAGUGAAAAAAGAAGAGUGUUGUGGAGAUGGAUCUAAAGGGAUCAAAAUGGAUACAUCAGCUCCAACAGAGAUGCUGGGAGUAAAGACGGAAGACAGGAAAGUGGAGGUGAAGAAAGAAGUGAAAGAUGAAGAGGAGUCUUCAGAUGCAGUUACACCACAGACCCCAGUGAAAAAGAAGAUCUUUAAGCCAGAGGAGCUUCGUCAGGCCCUGAUGCCAACGUUAGAAUCCCUCUACAGACAAGACCCAGAGUCUCUGCCUUUCAGAAUGCCCGUUGAUCCCCAGCUUCUCUGCAUACCCGACUACUUUGAUAUUGUGAAGAGCCCCAUGGACCUGUCAACUAUCAAGCGGAAGCUAGACACAGGUCAAUACCAGGAUCCCUGGCAGUAUGUAGAUGACAUCUGGCUGAUGUUCAACAAUGCCUGGCUGUACAAUCGCAAAACAUCACGAGUCUACAAGUACUGCUCCAAAUUGGCUGAGGUGUUUGAGCAAGAGAUUGAUCCCGUGAUGCAGAGUCUUGGCUACUGUUGUGGGAGGAAGCUGGAGUUCUCUCCUCAGACAUUGUGCUGUUACGGAAAGCAGUUGUGCACUAUUCCCAGAGAUGCUGUUUACUUCAGCUACCAGAACAGGUACCACUUCUGUGAGAAGUGUUUCAACGAGAUCCAGGGAGAGACAGUUUCCCUGGGUGACGACCCUACGCAGCCGCAGACGUUCCAGGAUAGGAGCUGCAUUCACUUUCAAAGAGAACCAAAAAAAAGAGAGUUUACUCUUUAUAGCAAACCAAAAAAAAAAAAGCAAGAUCAAAAGAAUGACAACUUCCCCCUUCAGAGGUCAAUUAACAAGGAUCAGUUUGAGAAGAAGAAAAAUGACACACUGGACGCAGAACUGCUUGUUGAAUGUAUGGACUGUGGUCGCAGGAUGCAUCAGAUUUGUGUCUUACACAAUGACACAAUCUGGCCAUCAGGUUUUGUAUGUGAUGGCUGCUUAAAAAAGGCAAAUAAGACGAGGAAAGAGAACAAGUAUUGUGCAAAAAGGUUGCCCCAGACAAAGUUGGGCUGUUUUCUGGAGACGAGAGUGAACGACUUCUUGAAACGUCAAAUCUGUACAGAUGCCGGAGAGGUCUGCAUUCGUGUUGUUCACGUCUCCGACAAAGUGGUGGAGGUUAAACCCGGCAUGAAGUCCAGAUUUGUGGACAGUGGCGAGAUGUCAGAGUCUUUUCCGUACAGGACGAAAGCUCUUUUUGCAUUUGAGGACAUUGAUGGUGUAGAUGUCUGCUUCUUUGGUAUGCAUGUCCAGGAGUAUGGAUCUGACUGCCCUCAGCCCAACCAGAGGCGAGUGUACAUUUCUUACUUGGACAGUGUACAUUUUUUUCGGCCUCGCAGUCUACGAACAGCAGUUUACCAUGAAAUCCUCAUUGGCUACUUGGAGUAUGUCAGGAAGUUGGGUUACACCACUGGCCACAUCUGGGCUUGCCCACCGAGUGAAGGCGACGACUACAUCUUCCACUGCCACCCUGCAGAUCAGAAGAUCCCGAAGCCCAAACGACUUCAAGAGUGGUACAAGAAGAUGUUGGACAAAGCCGUGCAAGAGCGGAUAGUUCAUGACUACAAGGAUAUCUUCAAGCAGGCGACCGAAGAUCGCUUGACCAGUGCCAAGGAAUUGCCUUAUUUUGAGGGUGACUUUUGGCCGAAUGUGCUGGAGGAGAGCAUUAAAGAGCUAGAGCAAGAGGAGGAGGAGAGAAAAAGGGAGGAGAACAGCACUUCCAAUGAGAGCAUUGAUGACACAAAAGGUGACAGCAAAAAUGCAAAGAAAAAGAACAACAAAAAGACGAGUAAGAACAAGAGCAGCUUGAGCCGAGCCAAUAAAAAGAAGCCAGGGAUGCCCAACGUCUCCAAUGAUCUGUCACAAAAACUCUAUGCUACGAUGGAAAAACACAAAGAGGUGUUCUUCGUGAUCAGGUUGAUUGCGGCUCCCAUGGCGAAUGCCUUGCCCCCCAUCUUAGACCCAGACCCCCUGAUGGCCUGUGACCUUAUGGACGGUCGUGAUGCCUUCCUGACCCUGGCCCGGGAUAAGCACCUGGAGUUCAGCUCGCUGAGAAGGGCCAUGUGGAGCUCCAUGUGCAUGUUGGUGGAGCUGCAUAAUCAAAGUCAGGACCGCUUUGUUUACACUUGCAAUGAGUGCAAGCACCAUGUGGAAACACGCUUUCACUGCACUGUUUGUGAGGAUUACGACCUUUGCAUCACAUGUUACAACACUAAGGGCCAUGAGCACAAGAUGGAGAAGCUUGGCCUCGGCCUGGAUGAUGAGAGCAACAACCAGGCUGCUGCCACCACUCAGAGCCCCGGAGACUCGCGUCGCCUCAGUAUCCAGCGCUGCAUCCAGUCCCUGGUUCACGCAUGCCAGUGUCGAAACGCAAACUGCUCUCUGCCGUCCUGCCAGAAGAUGAAACGAGUCGUUCAACAUACAAAAGGCUGCAAGAGAAAAACCAACGGGGGUUGCCCCAUCUGCAAGCAGCUCAUUGCCCUGUGUUGCUACCACGCUAAGCAUUGUCAGGAGAACAAGUGCCCCGUUCCGUUCUGCCUAAACAUCAAGCAUAAGCUCCGCCAGCAGCAGCUGCAGCACCGACUGCAGCAGGCCCAGAUGUUGAGGAGGAGAAUGGCCAGCAUGCAGAGAGUAGGCCAGGCUGCUGCGGGAGGGGGGCCUGGGGGAAACGGCCUGCCCUCUCCGGGGGGCAACAACGGAGCAGCUGGUCCUGCUACGCCUACGUCCGCUGGUACGCAGCCUCCGACCCCGCAGACUCCCACCCAGACCAUGCCUGUGCUUCCUCAGUCUCAGGGAGGGAUGGGAACUCCGGGCCAGCAGCAGCAGCUUCAGCAACAGAGUGGUACGAUGCCCCCUCAACAUCAUCUCCAUCAGUGUCCGCCGGGGGGCGGAGGGGGGAUGAUGGUGCCUCAGCAGCAGAUGGUGGCCCAGCUCCCGCAGCAGGCUCCCAGCGCGCAGCAUCUCCAGCAGCAGCAUCCUGGAGGUUUGCCUCCGUACAACUCCAGACCCACUGGAGCAUCUCCCCUCCACCCGUCGCUGGGGAAACCUGGCCUCGGCCCAGCCACCCCGCCCCAGUCGCAGCAGCAGCCCAACCAGGGCCAGGGCUCCCUCUCCGGGCAAGGCCAGCAGCAAGGGCCCCCCCUGGCUGCCGUAGAAACGGCCCUGAAAAUCCAGCGCCUAGCGGAGACCCAAAGACAGCAGGCCCAGGCACAAAUCCGGGGCCUGGGCCCGGGGAGCAUGAUGCCUCCGCACCCUCACCACCCCAACAACCAGGCCCAGAUGGGAAUGCCCCACAUUGGGGCUCAGGUCCUGCCCCCCCAGGCCCAGGGCGUUGUGGGAAGGACUACUCUAGACGCGCAGCAACAGGGAAUGCUGGCUGGGAUGCAGCAGGGUGGCCCUCAGUCCCAGUUACCACCUCAAGUCCAGCAGCAGCUGCAGCAGGCCCAGCAGGUAGGGGGGGGGCAGCUUCCACCCAGUAACCAGCAGUGGGGCCCUGGGGGGCCCGCCAUGAACCCACAACAAAGAUCAGGAAUAAUGGCUCACAUGGCAUCGCAGCAGCAGCAGCAGGGAGCCGUCGCCCAACAACAGCAGCAACCAAUAAAUCAACAACAGCAACAAGGAAACCGUGGAUUGAUGCAAGUAAUAGGUGUAGCGGGGGCAGCAGGGGUUUCUGCUUCCUUAGCAAGUGUGGCUAGUUCAGGAAACUUACCCCAGGCUGCAUUACAGGAUCUCCUGCGGACGCUGCGCUCCCCGAGCUCGCCCUUGCAGCAGCAGCAGGUCCUUAACAUCCUCCGCUCCAACCCAACGCUAAUGGCUGCUUUCAUUCGGCAGAGAGCUGCCAGGUAUCAAGGUGCUCAGGGGGGUCCUGGAGGACCGGGGGGGCCUCCUCAGGGAGGCCCUGGGGGCGUCAGGUUCCCCGGAGCUGGAGCCAACCAGCUGGCUACUAUGGAGGGACAACAGCAGGUCAACCAGGCGGCACAGCCAGGUAUGAGUAUAGCUCAGGGUGGAGCGGGGGGAGGGAACAUGCCCACCAUGGCUCAGCUGCAGCAGUUGCAGCAGCAGCAGCAACAGCAGCAGCAGCAACAACAGCAACAACAGCAACAACAGCGACCAAUGUUGCCUGGGAAUCUACAGCAACAGCAAAUGGCCGCAUUGCAGCAGCAGCAGCAGCAGCAGCAGCAGCAACAGGGAGCGAUGCAAGCAGGACAACAAGGCAAUAUGGCAAAUAUGUCUCCACAGUUCAGAGAGAUGUUGAUGAGAAGACACCUUCAGCAGCAGCAGCAGCAGCAGCAACAACAGCAGCAGCAACAGCAGCAGCAGCAGCAACAAUUAGGAAACCACGGGCAGUUUCAGCAGCAGCAGCAGCAGCAGCAAGGACAGCAGAGUUUCAUGCAGCCGGGUCAAGGACAGCCGGGGAUACCUCCGUCCUCUCAACCUCAGCCUGGGGGUGGAGGUGUCGGGGUUCCUCAGCAGCUGCAGCAAGGUGGAGCACAAGGUGGGCCGGGACAGCACGGCCAGCAGCAAGGAUACUCUAACUCCAUGUCGCAGGUAGCUGCAGCCAUCCACCAACGGAUCCAGCAGCAGAUACAGUUGCAGCAGCAGCAGCAGCAACAACAGCAACAGCAGCAGCAACAACAGCAGCAGCAGCAGCAGAAUUCGCUGGCUGGUCAUCAAGGACAAGAUGUGGGGCCCAACGGGAGUUCGGGAGGGCCUCCGCUUCAGCCUGGACAGAGCGGACCAGGACCUGGACAGCAGCAGGGCGGAGGCGGCGGCCCCCAAGGCCUGCUGCACCAGAACAUCCACCAGAGGCUGCUGCAGCAGCAGCACCUGGGAGGAGGCUCCCCCGCCCACCACAGCAGCCCCAUGAGUCCGCAGCAGCAGAUGGCUCAGUCCCCCCACCUGCAGGGACAGGCGGGCCUCGGCCCCGCCGCCUCCCUCAGCAGCCAGGUCCGCUCGCCUCAGCCCUCGCCGCGGCCGCAGUCGCAGCCUCCGCACUCCAGCCCGUCCCCGCGCAUGCAGCCCUCCUCGCAGCCCCAGCCCUCGCCUCAUCGCAUCUCCCCACAGACUCAGACGGGGUCCCCGCACCCGGGCCACCUCGGACAACACCACCCCAGCAUGGCGCUUUCCCAGCCCCCGCAGUCGCAACCGCAGCCGCCGAGCAGUUCUGUAGACGGCAGCCAGUUCAGCUCGGAGCAGAACUCCAUCAUGUCCCAGUUGAGUGGGAUGACAGGAAUGCACGGCGGGCAGGGCGGGCAGUCGGACAUGUUGGGAGGGAAUAACAACAACAGCAGCGGCGGAAACACCAACCAAGAUUUGGGGACAAAGAUGAAUCACAACCUUAUGUAGCCUUGACUCCAUUCAGUCUUUCUCGAUGCUCUGACUUGUUGCUCCAAAAGACAAACUGCCAUGAACGGACAGUGAGACGGGACAACGUCUUUGGGGUUUUAGAAGUUUUUAUUUUUUAUUUAAAUAUUUUUGUGAUGUAUAAAUAUGAACUGAAGCUUCCUUCCUAUGGGAGAUGCGAUAUAUUCAUCUUAGAAGUCAAUAAAUGGAUAAAUUAAAACAAUGGUAAGUUAUUGCUGUUAAUAUAUAUCUAUAUAUUUUUGCCAAUGUGUACAAAAAGGCAGAAGGGCAGUGUUUCAGGUGAAGAUAUUUCUUCCUUAAGUAUAUGACAAUAUUUUUGGGGACUGAGAAUUUUGCCUUUUUAUGAAGAUUUUUAGGAAUUCAAAUGUGGCUAAAGUGAGUUAACAUGAUGUAUCUUUUUUAUAUCGUUUUUUUUUCUUCUUCCUUCUCAAAUACCCUGUCAUGAUUGUAUCUAUUUUGCAGAGUACACUUACUUUAUUUCCAUAUAUGAUUUUGUUUCCUCAAUGAAUCGUACAACAAACAUCAGCAUAUCUUCCGUUACAGGAGUUUUCUUCUGGAAAGCUUUCUCAAAAUGUACAUUUUACAGUGACUGCAGAAAUUUCCAUAUUUAUUUAUUUUUGUUGCUUUAGACGG
Molecule: messenger RNA, 9607 nt
Organism: Cololabis saira (Pacific saury)
Lineage: Eukaryota; Metazoa; Chordata; Actinopteri; Beloniformes; Belonidae
Gene: ep300a
Product: E1A binding protein p300 a
Exons: 32
Coding region: 422-8956 (2844 amino acids)
Biological process (GO): positive regulation of transcription by RNA polymerase II
Cellular component (GO): histone acetyltransferase complex; transcription regulator complex; nucleus
Molecular function (GO): histone acetyltransferase activity; chromatin DNA binding; protein binding
Source: RefSeq, a predicted model, not a curated record